AUGCCAGAUGAACGCGCAAACGAAUUGGCCCAGCGGCUGCGGAAAGCUGAAGAAGCCGCCAGUUACAUGGAACGCCUGGAGACGCUGGCAUCCGAGGCGCCCACGCUGCGGGAACAGGUGAGCCUGCUGCAGCGAGUCGAAGAGCGGGAGACCCAUCGCAAGGAUGCCAUAGAAAACGCCCGGUACGCGCUAUCGGCCGCCGCGGAAGCCCAACGGGAGCUACCCGACCUGAUCGCCGGCGCCGCCAACCUGGUCAGCCAGAUGGCGCGGGCGCUGCGCGAGGUGGACACCUUCCGCCGGGAGGCCACCGCCGCCCUGAGCGUGGUUGACCGCAUGGACUACGAGGACGAGCUGGACCGGGCCAUGGAGGAGCACGAAGAGGACGAGGACGCGCCCAUCCAGCGUGACGCCCAGUCCAUCCGGAUGCUGGUGGCUUCCCGGCACGGCAGCACGCGCGUCCGCCGGAUGAUUGACGAGCUGUCGCCGGGGUUCGAGGUCUUCGCGGGAUGCAACCUGGCGGCCGACGCCAUGCGGGGCGAGCUGACCACGCUCAUCAUGGCCAAGCUGGCCGCCGAGGCCGAGUCCAGCCGCCCUCCGUCGCCGGCUGCGCGCCGGCCGGCUCCGCCGCCGCCCCAGAUGUCCGAGCCGGCGGCUCCGGUCACGCAGGAGAGCGCCAACCCAGCCGGAGAUUAG
This is a messenger RNA of Geodia barretti, 693 nucleotides long. The record is from the annotation of a GenBank genome assembly. Lineage: Eukaryota; Metazoa; Porifera; Demospongiae; Tetractinellida; Geodiidae.